Messenger RNA from Saccostrea echinata, 3046 nucleotides. Its product is annotated as outer dense fiber protein 2-like. Gene Ontology annotation, biological process: regulation of cilium assembly. The record is from RefSeq and is a predicted model, not a curated record. The transcript has 22 exons. Lineage: Eukaryota; Metazoa; Mollusca; Bivalvia; Ostreida; Ostreidae. Gene Ontology annotation, cellular component: centrosome. Bases 143 to 2767 code for a protein of 874 amino acids.
CGUCAAAUAUUUCAACCAAUGAAAUUGGAGAGGAGAAUCCCGCAGAACAACAACAAAACGUCGAGAGGCAUACCUGACGAAAACAAUGAAUGUUCGCUUUCUCUUUGUUAUAUAAGGAAAGGGUGGCGUGCACAGCAAAAAUAUGCCAGUUGAAAAAGGAUUGAGAGCAACAUCGCCUGUCCAUGUUCAUGUUGAAGAUGACAUACCAGUUCAUGUUCAUGUGAAGCAAAAGGGGAAAAAAGGAACAAAAAAGACUGGUUCUGGGGUCACAAGUGUAAAGGCAGGUAAAUCUGUGAGAAGUAAAUCAGCGUCAUCCAGACUAAAGGCUCCAGUCACAGGUCCAUGGGUGCCAGCCCCAGGGCGGGCCACCAAAGGCCAGAAAGUUUCAUGGCAGUGGCAUCCAUGUCAUUGUCCCUGCCUUGGUUGUCAAGAAAGGACAAGGAGACCCCGGUCAAGAUCAAGGCCAACUCGGUUUUGUUGGAAGGGCCCAACACACAGACUAGAAAUCAACACUCCAAAAGAUGCCUUACGAAUGGAUGACUUGUCUACUGAUGAAGAAGAACAUAUCCACGGACAAAUGAAAAACUAUGAGAAGAAAAUUGAAAAUCUCAUGUCAGAGAUGGGCUCCUUAAAAACAGAGGUUGAGAUACAGAACAGUCAGAGAGAACUAGAGAGAAAGGAAGAGCUGUUAGAAACAAGUCGUCAUGUGAUGGAUGCUCAGGAAAGAGAAUUAGAAGAUACAAAAGAUGAGCUAUCAAUGGCAGAGCAUGAAAAUAAACUCCUCAGGAAAAGCAUGGAAAUGCUCAGUGAAGAAGCAAACAUUAAUAGGUGUGAUGUACAGGCACUCUCCAAUGAGCGAGAAAAAUUAAUGAAGAAAUUGAUUGAGGUGGAAAUGGAUGGACAGGCAGCAGUGAAACAGGUGAACGAGAUGAGAGAAGCCUUCAGAAGAUUAAGAGAGGAGAACAGAAUAACAUCAACUGACUAUAAUAGAAUGGUCAAACAGAAGGACAGUCUUUUAGAGAAACUAACAGACUUUGAGGCUACAAACAGAGCUCUGAGACGCUUGUUACGGGAGCAACAUCAAGCUGAAACAGCAGCUGUUCGACUUGGUGAACAGAGAGACCUAUUGAUGAAACGGCUUAGUGAAGCAGACAGAUUUAAUGAGCGAUUGAAGAUAGAGCUUCGGGAUAGAGAUCUGUUAAUAGCAGAAAUGAGGUCACAGUUGGCAGCACAGAGAAAAGCUUCAUUUAAGAAAGAGACAAAAUUGAAAGAUGAAAACUUAGCUCUCUCUGGUCUCCAAUCUUCCAUUGAAAACACUAGAGCACAUUUGCAAAAACAGUUACGCACCAAAGAAGCUGAUUUAAACCGUAUGGCGGUACAAAUUAGGACAAUAGAAAGCACAAGAGCUCAGGACAAGAUUGAAAUUGAACAUCUUCAGGAACUUGUAACACGCGCCAAGGAAAAGGCAGAUAGAGACAAGGAGGCCCUGAAAAAAGCCACUAGAGUACAAAAGCAGCGAGCUGAAAGAAGCCAAGAUGCAUUGGAGAAGAUGAAUGUACAGCUGAUGGAGCGAGAGGCACAACUUGAGGAUUUACGAUCCCAGCUGGAGCUUAUGGGGCCUCGAUAUGAUAAAAUGGCAAAGGAGAAAUCCCAGCUUCAGGCCGAAAACUCGGCACUCAAGAUGAGGAUGGGUGAGCUGGAAUCACUAAUGGACCAAGUGGAAAACAGCUCCAAGUCCCAGCAGGAAUCAGUCAGUGUACAACUCCAUGAAAUGCAGGCAGAAAACUCAGCUCUCAAAGUGGAAAAUGAAAGACUCAAGACCUCAAUACAGACUAUUGAAAGAAAAUUCCAGCAGGCAGAUGAAGAACUGGUCCAACUUAGGGGAAAUCUCAAGCAGUAUGAGAACCUGGUGGAGGAAUACAAAGCUCAGAUGAACAAAUCUCGCCAGGAAGCUGAUGAUACUCUGGUACAGUUGGCCGAGGAGAAAAAGAACACAGAUUUUAUAGCCAGGGAAAGCGAAAUAGAAUUAGAAAAGGUCAAAGUUCGUCUCCAUCAGCGUCUCCAAGAACUUGAACCACUUCCUGACAUGCUCAAGUCAACAGAACUUAAAUUAUUUGAGUCCCAAGAAAGAAUGCUUCUGUAUGAGAAAAAGAAUACAGAAAAUACUAAGCUGAUUGCAGAACUUACAGCCAAGGUAGAGCAUGUGACAGAUCAGCUGGAACAGAACAGGAACAGGUGCCACGAGGCACAGGACGAAAACCGCCUCAUGCAGAGCAAGAUAGAAUCACUAGAAAGGAAACUGCGUGACUCAGAAGAAGCUAACAGAGAGUUGAUGGCCAGUGUGGCGAAGCGAGAGGAGGGAUUACAUCAAAACAAUCUUCGCUUGGAAGAAAAGUCUCGAGAAAAUGCUAGUCUUACUCGCCAGUUAGAAAAUGCUUUGUCGGAUAUACGACGCCAAACAGAACAGACCAGAGAUAAAGCACUCCAAAAGGAGAGAACAUAUCAGACUCGAAUUACCGACCUGGAGUCUCAGAUGAGUCAGUGUCGAGCAGAAAUAGCUCGCCUGAAACGGGAAAAGGAAGAGAAUGAAAGGAAGUUUAAUUCAAGGUUAUAUGACCUCAAGGACCGUCUAGAACAAUCCCACAGUACCAACCGCAGCAUGCAGAAUUAUGUCCAGUUCCUCAAGAAUUCCUAUGCCAAUGUAUUUGGGGACAGCACGGUCUCUUACCCUUCAACCCCUCUUAACUCAGGACACCCCCAAAUCUAGUAUUUUCUCCCCCUAUAUUUUUGUAGGAAUAAAAGCAAUCCAUCUUUUAUUUAAUCUUUUAAACUAUGUUUUGUGUACUUUUUAUGAGAAUUUUUAUGCCCCGCCAUGAAUAUGGCCGGGGCAUAUAGUGUUUGUCAUGUCCGUCUUCCGUCCUUCCGUCCUUCUGUCCUUCCGUCUGUCCUUCCGUCACACUUUGCGUUUAGCUCUGUUCAAAGCUCAGUUUCAAAGAAACUAUCCAAGAUAUUUUUAUCAAACUUCAUAUGCUGAUAGAUAUUGAUG